AUGCAUAUCAUGUUAUCCGUUGUACUGGUUUUGGCCACAAGCCUGACUGGAGUCUCUGCCCUCCCUGGCCCUCUACGACUUGCCAAUACGUUUUCUCAUAUCACCAACGAGCUCAGCCACAUCAGCCUGGGGAACUGCAGUUUGGCAAACGCAAGCCUCCCGCUAAGCAAUCUCAAGGUCGGACUUCCUGAACCGUCAUUACAUCUGACUCUCAAGUACAUUGCCGUGGGUCGCGGGACUCAAAACUACUCUUGCCCAUCCACGGAUGCAUCCUCCCGAGACAAGACCGCUCCCACGGCAACCGGAGCGGCAGCCACCCUUUUCGAUGCUUCCUGUAUUGCGUCUAGCUCCAUGACUCUGCUUCAUGAGCUUCCUGCAGUUGCUGGGCGCACUCCCCUUGGAUCUCUAGCCUUUAUGGCAGAGAUGGUGAGCAGCACGACAAAUUCCUCCGACCUUAUCAUUGGUGAACAUUACUUCGAUGCCGCUGGUGACCCUUUCUUCAAUUUGAGACUUGGCGGGGGUGAUGACUGGAUGGUUGGCAAGAAGGAUGCAUCGGUCUCAGCUCCUGCAAAGGUGUAUGCUUUCAAGAUUGAGAGCAAAGAUGUUACUUGGCUGCGACUUACGCGCAAGGAAGGAAAGGGUAUCAAAGAGGUGUACCGAGUCAUGACCUUUGAAGGAGGCGCCCCGUCGACCUGUGCUGGCUUAAAUGAUACUGUUAUUGUUGAGUAUGCUGCUGAGUACUGGUUCUACGGAUGA
Molecule: messenger RNA, 756 nt
Organism: Penicillium atrosanguineum
Lineage: Eukaryota; Fungi; Ascomycota; Eurotiomycetes; Eurotiales; Aspergillaceae
Product: Frag1/DRAM/Sfk1
Exons: 2
Coding region: 1-756 (251 amino acids)
Source: RefSeq, a predicted model, not a curated record